Molecule: messenger RNA, 922 nt
Organism: Rhagoletis pomonella (apple maggot)
Lineage: Eukaryota; Metazoa; Arthropoda; Insecta; Diptera; Tephritidae
Gene: bonsai
Product: 28S ribosomal protein S15, mitochondrial
Exons: 3
Coding region: 52-873 (273 amino acids)
Biological process (GO): translation
Cellular component (GO): ribosome
Molecular function (GO): structural constituent of ribosome
Source: RefSeq, a predicted model, not a curated record
AUAAGUCACAUCUUUGGGUGGAAUUCCUUGAUUCUCACACAAAAAACUAGGAUGAACUUUGCGAAAAUCUUGCGCGCCUGUAAAGGGAUGCAAUGGCAGUUGUCGCGUGAGUAUGCCUUCAAGUCGGACUUAAAAAUUAAGUGGGUACGUCCAGAAAAAAUACCAUGUACCAAGCCUGAGAAGAGUGGAGAUUUGGGCAAGUUGCCCCCGGUAAACGAAAAAGAAUUCUUACUUGAUUAUAAGGACUCCAGAGAACUUCAAAGCGCUGAUCCAAUAGUACAAUCGCUUUUCCAACUUGGUAAUAACCGCUGCGCGGAUACUGCACGUUAUUUACGAGAGCAGUUGAUCAAAGAGGUUCAACGUCAUCCGCUUGAUUAUGGUUCCAUGGAAGCAAAACUGGCACGAAUGACUGUAAGAAUCCGCAUUAUGCAAGAUGAACUUGAGCAAUAUCCCCGCAAUACCAAAUUGAAAGUCGCUCUGAAGGAACUUAUUGAUAAGAGAAAAAAGUUUUUGAAAUAUUUGCGUCGUUGGGACUAUCGGCGAUUCGAAUGGAUGUUGGAGAAGCUCGAUUUAGUGUACAAACCUCCUCCAGCCGAAUUCCAUUGGAUUACAAGAAAAGAAUCGCUGCAAAAGCUCACAGACGCACAUUGUGAAAAAAUUAAAGAAGAACGGUUGGCUGAAUAUCGCAAUAUGUUGGACGAACAAAAAAUUCCAUUUUUGGAGGAUGCCAUCAAGAAAAUGGAAUUUGUGCGAAAAGAACAAAUUGAUUUAGAAAUACCAGUCUCUGUAACGGAGGAGCAAAUAAAGGAUUUUAAAAGGGAACUAGAGGCGCUAAAAUCAAAACGUGAAGUAAAGGUAGAUAGCAAGAAAUAAACAAUAAAAAUCAGUUCAUCUUUAACAAUAAAAUAAAAGCAUAAAAGUU